UCGUGAAGUACUUCGGGGACACCAUUAGAUGGCGCCACAGGGUCAUUAUCUGGCAGUACUGCGUAAACCAGCUCCUAGUCAGAGAAAAACGUCUGUUAUUCCAAACUUGGGACGGUCCGGACAGAAUGAACCAAACACGCAACAGAUUUGAUCCGCGGAACUCCAGUCCGGGAGGUGGGCUUAACGGUGACCUGGUGAGAAAUAUCCUGAACCAAGCCGGACAGAAUGGGGGACAGCAUAUACCCGACCCAACAUCGAAGACUUCGAAGCCUUCGAAAGAAUCUGGCGGGAAAGAGAAUUUUUACAAGCGGACCACGCAAGCCCUGGCCGUUCUGCUCCUCACCACAGUUACAGCAGGAACCGGACUGCAUUAUUCCAAAAUGUCCAGGGCGAGCACGGAGUACAGCAGCCUGCUCGACAGCCACACAGAUUUGGUGCAGAAGCUAGAAGAGGUGAAGCUGGAUUACUCCACCCUGCAGGAGAGGUACGCGGCGAUCGAGGAGCAGCUGACGUCAGUGCACGAUAAGUUUACCAGCCUGCAGGGGGCGCACUCGGACCUGCGGAGCAAGUUAAUGAGCGGCAUUCAGAAGUACCUCCCACAAGGGGACAGCAUCCUGAGAAGCAUCCAGGAGAAUGUGCUGGAGAAGUUACCAGUGGAUCUCUCGUUCAACGACAAUGCCGAGUCCGUUGAAGCCAGCUCUGUUGAGGGGUACCUGGAGCAGGGGGUUGAGUUAGGUUCUGAUGAUUGGGUCCCUGUUUCUGAGGGAAGAGGACUGAUAACAGGACAAGAUUUGACAGCAGAAGUCAAAGACGACAAUUCAGGUUCCCUUAUAUCACGGGCUGCCUCCUUCCUGUCCAAACUGGGAGUUCCAGCUGUUGUCUUAUCGGUCUUUGCCUACGCCUUUAAGAAGCGAGGCAGCAUAGCAGGACAGCUAAACAACAGACUAGGGAAGAAAACAUAUCAAGACUCUCUGAGCUCCAAAGGGAAAGGGUUUAAUGAUGUGCUUUCAGAGAAUUUAGUCCCGGUGAAUGCGCAGAACCAACACAGUUCAUUCGUAUCUGGAAUGGCUGAAAAACUGCGUGAAGUAAACUUGUCAGCUGUUACAGAUAAACUGCGUAAUCUCAAAGGUAGCGACAUGAUGAAGAAACUGUACGACAAGAGCCCGUUUUACAGAUAUUUCGGUGCUAGGGGAGAUACGAAGCCACUGUCUACACUAGAGAAACCCACGCCAACUUAUCCUGAGCAUCUCGAGGCACCCACCCUUGCGUAUACUAAAAGUUUAGAACACAAAGCCCCCACAUUUUCUGAACGAUUCGAAGAACCAGACUCUGCCUAUUCUUCUAGUUUCGAGAAGUUUGCCCCAGUCUAUUCAGAGCGUUUCGAGAAACCAGCUGCGGUGUUUUCUGAUCGCAUCGACUCUGUGGAGGCCAGACAGCAGCAUUCUUCAGUAGAUUCCAGCAAGGAUCAGUCUCCAAAAGACGGAGUGGUUCUGGACCCCUACACGGCGUACCCCAAACUGAUACUGUCCCGGGACGGAAAGCGGCUCCGACUGGGCGAUGAAACGCGGGCCGUCUCCGACGACAACCCCGAGAGGUUCGAUUACUGGGAAUGUGCCGUGGGCCAGGAGGGCUUCACCUCAGGGCGCCACUUCUGGGAGGUGGACGUGGGGCAGAACCAGCACUGGAAGCUGGGAGUCGCCAGAGCCUCUGCCCAGAGGAAAGGGGAGUUCAGCAUGCUCCCCCGGGAUGGGUACUGGACUCUGUGGUGGUACGGAGACCAGUUAUGGGCCCUGACUGACCCCCUGACAUCUCUAGCCCCGGGGUUGAAGGUCCAGAAGGUGGGGAUCAGUCUGGUGUACGAUGAAGGGCGACUCUCCUUUUACGACGUAGAGAGCGGAACUCUUCUCUAUACUUUCACUGACGUCUUCACCGAGAAGCUUUACCCAUUUUUCUGGACCUGGGAUACGAGCACAGAUCUUGUCAUACUGUAAAUCAGAAGUGUGUUAUAACAAGAGCAUCUUAUGUGUUUAGUGUAUUCAUAACGGGUUAUAAAAAUGGAAAUCAAGCUCACAUAAUCCUAUAUAUGGGUCAAAUACUUCUUCCGAUUUAAUAUGAUUUCAGUAAAAUCUUUUUAGAAGCCCUCAAUCAAAAACAUCACGUCACAGCGAGAUUUCUUAUCGAGCUGUAUUUUCAAAGCUCCGAUUCCAGCCUUUAAUGAGCUCCGACUUUUUUAAGGAGACAAAACAAACACCCCUAGUGAACCACACUAGAAGGGAACAGCUAAUCUGUUUAUAUAAUCAUUAUGAUGAUGAUGAUGCAGCUGCAGAAUGUGGAGAAUCUGUGGAAGACUGUGAAUUCCGCGGGAGACUUCCAAUUCCGCGAUUUUCCGAGGAAUUCCGUUACCCGCAGAAUUGCACUGCCUGUGGUCUUGAGUCAUUUGAAACAUCUUUCUAAAAUGACUCAUUUUCAUAAUCAACAUGCUAACUGCCUUGUUCUGCAUAGUUCUCAAAGCUUUGGGUGCCCCAGUUCUUAUUUCUACACUAUGAAUUCCGAAGGUACACUCAAGCUCUUUUGAAGAGAGUGAAAAAAAAAAAAAUUAACCAAUAAUUUUGUAAGAAUUAAAAGACAGCAGACACCAAAUGCUGUCUGCCCAUUACAAACAGCAUUGAUUGUGUUUAUUAAUAUAUAACUCAUUUUCCAUAUACAGCCUAUGUAAUAAGUAAAUUCAAUUCUAAACAAGAGCUAACUGUCUGAGUGCACACAGAGUCAUAUGGUAGCUCAAUUUAUUAUUAUUAUUAUUAUUAUUAUUAUUAAUUUUGGUCCGGGGAAAAUAUAAAUCUAUCCAGAUUAUUUUGUUUAUCUGUUAUCUGUAAAUAUCCAUUUUCUUUUUGCCUCAUUUUAAAUUAAACUUUUUUGUCUGUGUGUGUGAAUUCAGUGGUACCAUGAUUAUACUGCAUAUUUACCAUUGUUUUUCUGAGCUCCAUAAGUGAGAGAUAAAGAAAGAAAGAGCAAAACUCAAACUUGACCAGAAAACCAAGACUUUGCUGUCUGUGUAAAUACCCCUUACAUAACUUUACUGCAUUCUGAAAACUGCAUUGAGAGUUACACUGAAUUAUAUGUGCUUAUGCAAUGAUAUACAAGUAGAAUCCAAUGUUAUAAGCCAUUUUCCAUUUGAAUCUCUGUGUGUCUUUGUAUUUAAAUCAUUUAUUUUUGGAUUUCUGUCAUUCACUUUGCUGCUGUCUUCAAUAAAUACUGCUUUGGAAAUUCUA
Messenger RNA from Acipenser ruthenus (sterlet), 3269 nucleotides. Its product is annotated as tripartite motif-containing protein 75-like. The transcript is spliced from 25 exons. The record is from RefSeq and is a predicted model, not a curated record. Bases 126 to 1991 code for a protein of 621 amino acids. Gene Ontology annotation, molecular function: protein binding. NCBI's taxonomy places the organism in Eukaryota, Metazoa, Chordata, Actinopteri, Acipenseriformes, Acipenseridae.